Messenger RNA from Metschnikowia bicuspidata var. bicuspidata NRRL YB-4993, 336 nucleotides. RefSeq lists its product as uncharacterized. The record is from RefSeq and is a predicted model, not a curated record. The coding region runs from base 1 to 336 and encodes 111 amino acids. NCBI's taxonomy places the organism in Eukaryota, Fungi, Ascomycota, Pichiomycetes, Serinales, Metschnikowiaceae. The transcript has a single exon.
AUGGCCCUGGCCCUGGCCCUGGCCCUGGAGUGCGAUAUGGCCCUGGCCCUGGCCCUGGCCCUGGAGUGCGCACGUGCGCCGCCGCUAAUAAACGGGCCCUGGGCCAGGGUUCGGCGAUCGCCGGCAACCGACAGCUUGCGCCUCGUAAACGGCGGGCGGUGCCAGAUGCAUUCCGGCGGUGGGUAUUUUUUGGAGCUUUUCUGUCGAAAGGCGCGGGUGGCUGAGGCCGGCUUUGGGGCCAUGGGCCAUGGCAGCGGAGGUCGGCUGCGCGGCCCGGAGACGAGAAAUGACCUCGAGAGGCCAGGAAAGAAACCUGAAAUGACUAGAAACGACUAG